CAACUGACAUUUCUAAAUGACAUUUUAAUCAAACCUCCUUUUUGAACACAAAUUUAUAAAUUCUCAGUAACCCAUUUUCCCGUAAUUAUUCGCCAAAUUUACCGUGAAACCCAACCAAUAAAUCACCAUGGCUUUCGUUUGCCCGCCAAAAGAAUUCGCCGAACAGAAACUAAAGGAUUUGAGAAACAUCAGGGAUGCAAUCGAAACUUUGGAGAAGUCCAUGGUAGUGGGUGUAAAACCGCUGUGUGUGCCCACGCUCCAACCGAUUGCAGAUUAUCCAACUCCCACGAAACCAUGCAAUCAUUGUUGUGCUGCCCUUCCAGACCCUCCCCCAAAACCAAAACAACAAACUCCGGACGUCAUGGUCUGCUACAAAAUUUGUCCAGCAACUGUUCCUGAACCUGAAGAAUCACCCAAAAUAAAGUGUAACGGUAGAGAUAGAACAAAUAAUCUUAAGGCUACAAAAUCUAGAGAGCUUAGAGCUGGUAUUCUGUAUACGGGAUGUGAUUGCUGCAAAUGGGCUGGUUUACAGGAUGACUGCCCACGAACUGGAUGCCAUGGUUCCCCCGAAUGCCUAACAAAUCCUCCAACCUGUAGUGCAAGUCGGUUUUGUUACGGAAAACAUUUAGGCAAAAAGAAGCAGAAGAAGAGACAGGGGCGUAGCUCUAGUAAACCUCGAGCUCAAACUAAACAGUAUUUUAAAUGUUUUCCCGCUAUCAUACAAGAUCCUCUUGUCUUGAUUGAAAAACUUUAAUUGAAUAAAAAUGUAACAAUAGAUUAAAACCGCGCGUUGAAAUAAUUAAGUUGUUUGUUAAGUGACAAAAUAAAGUUCUGAUUUUA
Diabrotica virgifera virgifera (western corn rootworm) is the source of this 840-nucleotide messenger RNA. RefSeq lists its product as uncharacterized. The coding region runs from base 128 to 754 and encodes 208 amino acids. Lineage: Eukaryota; Metazoa; Arthropoda; Insecta; Coleoptera; Chrysomelidae. The transcript has 3 exons. The record is from RefSeq and is a predicted model, not a curated record.